AUGUCGACCACCAAUCCUCCCAAAGCCCUCUUGACCGACGUGUUCGGGACGGUGGUAGACUGGCGCUCCACCGUCACGAAACACCUUACUAUCUCCGCCUCCGAGGCCCUCAACUCGACCGCCCGAUCACUUCCCUCCACCGUGCGCACCAGCGCCGCCAGCACAUCCUGGGCGUCCAUCGCCGCGGAAUGGCGCCAGACAUACUACGACUUUGUGCGCAACUACGACCCCUCCAACAAGUCCGGGGGCACAUUCAAGACCGUCGACCAACACCACGUCGAAGCCCUGAACAACAUCCUGACCGACCACGCCCUGACCGGCCUCUGGACCGACGACGAGAUCCAGAAGAUCUCGCUGAUCUGGCACUUCCUCGACCCGUGGCCGGACUCCGCACAGGGACUGGGCAUCCUGAACCAGAAAUUCGAGACCGCCACGCUCAGCAACGGCAACACGAGCCUGUUGUCCGACCUCGCCGCCCAUGGCUCCCUCCCCUACAAACACAUCAUCAGCGCCGAGGAGUUCGAAGCGUACAAGCCGCAUCCGAGCGUCUAUCUCGGCGCGGCCAAGAAACUGGGUCUCGAGCCGGGUCAAUGUGCGCUGGUGGCGGCGCACCUCGGCGACUUGAAGGCCGCAAAGGCCGUGGGCUACCAGGCCAUCUACAUCGAUCGAUUGCAGGAGGAGGGUUGGUCCAAGGAGGAGGUCCAGAAGGCCCGCGAUGAGGGUUGGGUAGACCUCUGGAUUGAUUUGGAUCAAGGGGAUGGAGGCUUUUUAGAGAUCGCUCGCGUCUUCAACCUGCGAUGA
Exophiala bonariae is the source of this 801-nucleotide messenger RNA. RefSeq lists its product as uncharacterized. Bases 1 to 801 code for a protein of 266 amino acids. The transcript has a single exon. NCBI's taxonomy places the organism in Eukaryota, Fungi, Ascomycota, Eurotiomycetes, Chaetothyriales, Herpotrichiellaceae. The record is from RefSeq and is a predicted model, not a curated record.